Messenger RNA from Charadrius vociferus (killdeer), 1776 nucleotides. RefSeq names its product kelch-like family member 10 (gene KLHL10). Gene Ontology annotation, molecular function: protein binding. The transcript has 5 exons. Lineage: Eukaryota; Metazoa; Chordata; Aves; Charadriiformes; Charadriidae. The record is from RefSeq and is a predicted model, not a curated record. The coding region runs from base 1 to 1776 and encodes 591 amino acids.
AUGGAGAGGAAGAUGAGUGCUAUGGCUUGCGCCGUCUUCAAUGAGCUUCGCCUGGAGGGGAAACUCUGCGAUGUGACCAUCAGCGUGGACGGUGUUGAGUUCAACGCGCACAAGAACAUCCUCUGUAGCUGCAGCCACUACUUCAGGGCUUUGUUUGCCAGCAACUGGAGCAACGCCGAGAAGAGAGUCUACAAGAUCAAGGGCACUUCGCCUGAAAUGAUGCGGCUCAUUAUCGAGUACGCUUACACCAGGACAGUCCCGGUCACGGUGGACAACGUUCAGAGUUUGCUGGCCGCAGCCGACCAGUUCAAUGUCAUGGGCAUCGUCGGACUGUGCAGUGAGUUCUUAAAAUCCCAGCUCUGCUCCGAAAAUUGCAUCGGCAUCUGGAGAUUUGCCGAUUAUUGCUACUGCCCCGACCUGCGAGAAGCAGCCUGUGUCUUCAUCCUCCACCACUUUGAGGAGAUGAGCAGGCUGUCUACAGAGUUUCUAGAUGUCUCUGUCAACGAGCUCAUGCACAUCCUGGAGAAGGACGAGCUCAACGUGAAACGAGAAGAGGCCGUGUUCGAGGCCAUCCUGAAAUGGAUCGAUCAUGCCCCGCAGGACAGGAGGCAGCACAUCGCCGUCUUGCUGAGCCAGGUUCGACUGGCACUGAUGCAAGCAGACUACUUCAUAAACAACGUCAAAACACACCGUUAUGUGAAGGACAACGAGGAAUGCAAAGUUCUCGUCAUAAACACGCUGACAGAAAUGUACAACCUCAAUAUGUACGGCCCAUCCUCUUCUGACUUCACCCAGCGCCUCACGCGGCCUCGCCUGCCCUACGCCGUCCUGUUUGCUAUCGGAGGCUGGAGUGGGGGGAGCCCAACCAACGCCAUUGAGACCUAUGACUCCCGUGCAGACCAGUGGGUGAACGUCACGUGUGAGCAAGAAAGCCCCCUCGCCUACCACGGCACGGCUUAUUUUAACGGCUUUGUCUACGUUGUUGGAGGAUUUGACAGCACGGAUUAUUUCAGCAGCGUCAAGCGGUUUGACCCGCUGACAAAAACGUGGCAGCAGGUCGCACCCAUGCACUCGCGGCGCUGCUACGUGAGCGUCGCUGUUCUCAACAACCUCCUCUACGCCAUGGGAGGGUUUGACGGACACACGCGCCUCAGCACAGCAGAACGCUACGAGCCAGAGACGAACCAGUGGGCUCUGAUUGCCCCCAUGCACGAGCGGAGAAGCGAUGCGAGUGCGACCACGCUGCAUGAGAAGGUGUAUAUAUGUGGAGGGUUCAACGGAACCGAAUGCUUGAUCACAGCCGAAGCGUAUGAUCCCGCAACACAGCAAUGGACCCUGAUAGCCCCCAUGAGCAGCAGGAGAAGCGGAGUAGGAGUCAUUGCAUACGGAAACCAAGUGUAUGCGGUCGGAGGAUUUGACGGAGUCAACCGCCUCCGCAGCGCGGAAGCUUACAACCCCGCUGCCAACAUGUGGCGCACAGUCCCCAACAUGUUCAGUCCUCGCAGCAACUUUGGCAUUGAAGUGGUGGACGAUCUUCUGGUUGUGGUUGGCGGCUUUAACGGGUUUACUACUACUUUCCAUGUGGAGUGUUACGACGAAAACACUAAUGAGUGGUACGAUGUUCAGGACAUGGGCAUAAACCGUAGCGCUCUGAGCUGCUGUGUGGUGCCCGCUCUACCCAACGUCAGGGAGUACGUGGCCAGACGAGACUACUACGCGGACAACUCUUCGAGGGAAGUCGGCGUCAUUUCUUCAACAGGUAGCCUGCCUGUAUAA